Messenger RNA from Fibroporia radiculosa, 1596 nucleotides. RefSeq lists its product as uncharacterized. The transcript has 7 exons. The coding region runs from base 1 to 1596 and encodes 531 amino acids. The record is from RefSeq and is a predicted model, not a curated record. Gene Ontology annotation, molecular function: exonuclease activity; nucleic acid binding. Gene Ontology annotation, cellular component: nucleus. NCBI's taxonomy places the organism in Eukaryota, Fungi, Basidiomycota, Agaricomycetes, Polyporales, Fibroporiaceae.
AUGUUCUCCUCCCUCGGCCUCUUCGACGCGCUCCCCUGCCCCGACGCCCCCGCCUGUCCCCGCCCCGCCUGCCUCUUCACCCACCGCCCCGGCGUGCUCGAACACCUCGUCCCCAUCCCCGUAGACGUCCCCACCGAUGUCCCCCCACAGCCAUCUCCGCCAUCCGCGUCUCCUGCUCCUCUCGUCCCAGCCAAACGCCCCGUCCCCCACCCCAGCCGCCCCCGCACCAUCCCAGAGGCAGGCCCCUCAGAGCCCCCCGCAAAGCUCCAGCGCAUCGGCCCCCCAAAGAGGCCCGUUGCAGCCCCGACGGCCACUCUCUCCACCAAUGGGACCCCCGUCCUCCGAGUUAGCGCAGCUCACUCCCAAGUCGCCAUCCCUGUCCGCCAGGCAAUGCUCAAAUCGCUUUACGACCAUUUUGUUGUCCUCUACGAAAAGAUCCUCCCUUCCAACCCCACCCUCGCCUCCGAGCAUGCCCUCCAGCAGGAAGAGGAGGUAUACAAAAAGUCCACAAAGCUCACUUAUCGUAAUGCUGUCAUCUCGUCGAUCGCGUCGCUUAAAAGGCGCCCGUUCCCAGACAGCCCGUCCCAUCCCUCUGUCGGGUCUGAGGGCGAGGUCGCAGCGCGUGCCGAAGCGCGCAAGAAGCUCGAGGCUCUUCGCCUGACAGUAGCACAGCUCGAGCCCCAUGUCCUUUCGCUGGAAGAGAUGCGCAAGUGGGGCUAUAUUGUCGAGAUCCCUCCGGGCCCCGGCGGGGAACGCCCCACCGAGCUUGGCGCGGUUAAGACGUGCGAGAGGUGCGUACAGCCAUACAUGGUAAAGAAGCCAGACGAUGCGGACGAGUGCGUUUUCCAUUGGGGGAGGCUUUUUUCGUCAAAGGCAAGCGGAGAGAAGCGUCGCCUGUACACCUGUUGUUCACGCUCUGCAGACAGUGAGGGGUGCGAGCGCGGAAAACAUGUCUUCUACGACUCCACCCCAGAGGACUUGCACCUCCGACAUCCGUUUACUUUCACUCGGGCCCCGUCUUCCUCAAAUGCCAGUGCCUCCUCCCGCCUUGACACUGCCCUCGACAUCGUGGCGCUGGAUUGUGAGAUGGUCUAUACGACCGGCGGUUUUCGCGUCGCGCGAGUGUCGGUGGUCGACUCAAUGGGCAAGGAAGUCUUCGACGAGCUGGUGCGGAUGGACGACGGUGUCGAAGUCAUAGACUUUAACACGCGAUUUUCUGGUAUCACCGCCGAGUCGUACGAAGCUGCCGUUCUCCCGCUCGCUGCGGUGCGCAAGUCGCUUGAUACACUCAUCAAUGCGCACACGAUCAUCAUCGGGCACGCGCUGGAGAACGAUCUGAAGACGUUGCGGAUGAUCCACCACCGAUGCGUCGACACCGUCAUGCUGUUCCCGCACAAUGCGGGCCCGCCGUAUAGGAGAGCUCUGAGAGUUCUCGUGAAGGAGCAUCUGGGUCAGACUAUCCAGUCUGGCGGAGGAUCGGUCGGACAUAGCUCCGUAGAGGACUCUGUCGCGACUUUGGACCUAGUACGCUGGCAUGUUCUUAAUCGCCCAAGGCCACAGGCAAAACCCCAAGAGGGAUCAGCAGGUAGACAGUAG